AUGGCCCACUCUGCAGCAGGCCUACAGACCCCAUCUGAGGAUGAGUGUCCCAUCUGUAGGAGCACCCUGACGGACCCACAUCACCCUGAUGCCUGUUCUCAUGCGUUCUGCCGCCCAUGUCUGACCCGUUCUCUAAUGUGGUUACCCCACUGCCCUGUGUGCAGAGCUGAGGCGCAGGUUGAUGACAUCAGGCCUGUCAGAGUCAAGGCAGGGAACGUGGUCGUCAGGUUGGGUCAACCUCUACCUGGCUUGUCGGAGCUUUCCACCCCAGCAACAAGAUCUGUGGCAGGUGACGUCCAGAGUUCUGUGGUGAGGAUGACGUUUGUCUGUCCGUUCUGCCAGGAGAGUGGUCUGGAUGAGAGGGAUCUGUGGAUUCACUGCAAUGGCAAGCAUUACCAUGACAACAGGCCCGUGGUGUGUCCAGUGUGUGUCUCUCUGCCUCACGGUAAUCCACACCAAAUUAGCAGGAACUUCAUCAUGCAUCUGAACCUGAGACACUGCUACUAUGCCGAGAAAUACACGAACACCCAUCAAACCGACAUGUUGAACUUGCAAGAUGCCAUUAUUGAGUCUCUCCAGGAUGCCAACCUGAAUCCCAGAUGA
Molecule: messenger RNA, 603 nt
Organism: Salvelinus fontinalis (brook trout)
Lineage: Eukaryota; Metazoa; Chordata; Actinopteri; Salmoniformes; Salmonidae
Product: E3 ubiquitin-protein ligase RNF138
Exons: 5
Coding region: 1-603 (200 amino acids)
Source: RefSeq, a predicted model, not a curated record